CCAGAUUAAUACGCUAAUCUUAUUACUAUUAUUACUAUCGUAUGCACUAUUUUUCUUAGUUGUGUUUUUGUUAUUCUGUACUAUUUAAUGGCGUAAGGUGGAGAAACCAAAAUAUACACAAGUUAGAGAAAAAAAGAAGAGCAAAGGAGUUAUGGAUUAUUGUAUUUUACUUAUCCUCACCAUUCUUGUUACAAUUCUCAUCACCAAGAUUUUUAUCCUACUCGCUAAACCAAACAAAAACCUUCCACCGUCGCCACGUAUCUGUUUUCCAAUCAUCGGACACCUUCACCUCCUCAAACAGCCACUGCUACACCGGACUCUCAGCCAUCUCUCGCACUCCCUCGGCCCCGUCUUUUCUAUACGCCUCGGCUCUCGUCUCGCCGUUAUCAUCUCGUCUCCAACGGUAGCAGAAGAAUGCUUUUUGACGAAAAACGACAUCGUUUUGGCAAAUCGGCCUCGUUUCAUCAUGGGCAAGUACGUGGCUUAUGACUACACCUCCAUGGUUACGGCUCCUUACGGUGACCAUUGGCGAAACCUCCGUCGUAUCACCGCCUUAGAAGUCUUCUCCACGAAUCGACUCAACGGCUCAGCAGAAAUCCGACAAGACGAAGUGAAGAGGCUUCUCCAAAAGCUUCACGGUUUAUCUGUGGAACGCCCGGCUAACGUGGAGUUACGACCGUUACUAACUGGUCUUACCCUAAAUGUGAUAAUGAGAAUGAUGACCGGAAAGAGAUUCUUCGAAAAAGAUGAGAGCGGAAAGGCGGCGAUAAGCUUGGAGUUCCGGGAACUAGUGGCGGAGAUUCUAGAGCUCUCCGCGGCCGACAAUCCAGCUGAUUUUUUGCCGGCUCUACGGUGGUUUGACUACAAGGGUUUGGUCAAGAGAGCAAAAAGGAUUGGAGAAAGGAUGGAUAUUUUAUUACAAGGGUUUUUGGAUGAGCAUAGAGCUAACAAAGACAGAUUGGAGUUUAAGAACACUAUGAUUGGUCAUUUGCUUGGUUCUCAAGAAAAAGAGCCUCAUUACUACAGUGAUCAAACCAUCAAAGGUCUUAUACUGAUGAUGGUAAUAGGAGGUACGGAUACAUCGGCCUUAACCGUAGAAUGGGCAAUGUUAAAUUUAUUGAAUCAUCCACAAGUACUAGAGACCACGAGAAAAAACAUUGAUACUCAAAUGGAAUCAUCAUUAUCAUCAUCAAGUACUCGUCAAUUGUUGAAAGAAGAAGAUUUGGUGAACAUGAACUACUUGAACAAUGUUGUGUCCGAGACACUAAGGCUUUAUCCUGUGGCACCACUUAUGGUUCCUCAUUUGCCAUCUUCUGAUUGUGUAAUUGGUGGGUUUGAUGUUCCACGUGAUACGAUCGUGUUGGUUAACUUGUGGGCUAUACAUCGAGAUCCAAGGGUGUGGGAUGAUCCGAUGUCGUUUAAGCCAGAGAGAUUUGAAGGGAGGGAUCAGUUUGGACAUUACAAUGGUAAGAUGAUGCCCUUUGGGUUAGGGAGACGGGUUUGUCCCGGGAUGAGUUUGGCUAACCGGGUUGUUGGGUUGCUGUUGGGUUCGAUGGUUCAGUGUUUUGAAUGGGAAAGUGGCUCAGGAGGUCAGGUUGAUAUGACUGAAGGUCCAGGACUUAGUAUGCCUAAGGCUGAACCAUUGGUUGUCACGUGCAGACCACGUGAGAUGGCUUCCGAGUUGUUGUUCUUCGGAUCAGAGCCAAGCAAUAAGAAUGUCUAGAUUGGAUUUUGUAAAACUAUAAGUUAAUACAUUUUUUUUGGUUAACGAAGUUAAUACAUUAUAUCCAUAUGAUUCAGUGAUUUGGAUUUUGAUUUGCUAUACAGCAAAAUGGUUGGAGACACUCAUUUUUUUUUUUUGGCCAACUGGCAUGGGACUAUGUGUUUAUUGUAAUCAUGUAAUGUCAUAUACUCAUAUAUGCAAUGUUGGUUGAGAUAA
Molecule: messenger RNA, 1939 nt
Organism: Arabidopsis lyrata subsp. lyrata
Lineage: Eukaryota; Viridiplantae; Streptophyta; Magnoliopsida; Brassicales; Brassicaceae
Product: isoflavone 3'-hydroxylase
Exons: 3
Coding region: 152-1723 (523 amino acids)
Molecular function (GO): heme binding; iron ion binding; monooxygenase activity
Source: RefSeq, a predicted model, not a curated record